AUGAUUAAAGUUAAUGUUGAUGGUGCAAUCUUCUCUAAUGAGAGGUGUUUUGGGAUUGGUUUGAUAGCAAGGACAGCGGCUGGGGUUGUCUUACAAGCUAAGAGUUUACUCAAAGAGGGUGUGUUGAAGCCCCAUGUGGUGGAAGCAAUUGGCAUAAAGGAGGCUCUGAGUUGGAUUAAAGACAAGAGAUGGACGAAUGUGGUGGUGGAGUCGGAUUGUUUGAGAGUCAUCAAGGAUUUACAAAAGUUUAAACAUAUGGCUUCUCCUUAUGGCCAUAUACUUUCUGAUUGUAUGACUGUGUGUUCGGGUAUUGAUGAUGUUUCUUUUAAUUUUGUUAAGCGAUCUGCUAAUAAGGUUGCGCAUGCUAUUGCGCGAUCUUCUCUUGUUGAGGCUGAUUGUACUUAUUCUGGGGAUGCGUUACCCAUGGAUUAUGCAUCUUUUGUUUUGAAUGAUUUGAUUUAA
This is a messenger RNA of Cannabis sativa, 462 nucleotides long. RefSeq lists its product as uncharacterized. Gene Ontology annotation, molecular function: RNA-DNA hybrid ribonuclease activity; nucleic acid binding. The record is from RefSeq and is a predicted model, not a curated record. The coding region runs from base 1 to 462 and encodes 153 amino acids. NCBI's taxonomy places the organism in Eukaryota, Viridiplantae, Streptophyta, Magnoliopsida, Rosales, Cannabaceae. The transcript has a single exon.